This is a messenger RNA of Sarcophilus harrisii (Tasmanian devil), 4567 nucleotides long. RefSeq names its product POU class 2 homeobox 1 (gene POU2F1). NCBI's taxonomy places the organism in Eukaryota, Metazoa, Chordata, Mammalia, Dasyuromorphia, Dasyuridae. The transcript is spliced from 16 exons. Bases 2054 to 4309 code for a protein of 751 amino acids. Gene Ontology annotation, cellular component: nucleus. Gene Ontology annotation, molecular function: RNA polymerase II cis-regulatory region sequence-specific DNA binding; DNA-binding transcription factor activity, RNA polymerase II-specific. The record is from RefSeq and is a predicted model, not a curated record. Gene Ontology annotation, biological process: regulation of transcription by RNA polymerase II.
UAGAGAUAACAUUUGUAAUCUGUAACAUACUGUUUUGUAGUUAUGUGUCAUUUUAUUUGCUAUUUCAUGCAUUAUUUUCACCUUAAUUGAACUAACUGUAAGGUUGUGGGAAAGAGUUGUAUCACUAUUUCCAAUCCUAGACUGGCUAGGCGAAUAUAUUAUAGAUGCUCAAUAAACAUUUGUUGAUUCGUAUUAAAUAACUUUGAGUAAAGAAAUGAUAUUUUACAGAAAGAGCAUAGACAUCUAGUUUAGGAAUGCAACUGACCAUUUCUUAUUGUUAAUUGGUAAUAUGGCAUAAAGUGUGCUUGUGAAAAUCACUCAUAUCAAGCUGAAAUUCUUGGUUACCACGGCAUACUAUAAUGAUAUAUUUUUUUAUUAUGUAAGAAGAUUUUCAUGGAUUAUUUAUCUUUACAUUUAUAUAUACAAUGGAAGGGACCUGGGAAUCUAUGCAAAAACAUUGUCAACCUAAAAUGCUAUAUAAAUAUACAUAAAAGCCACAUAAAGCUUGCUAUUAUUCAUUUAUCUUAAGAAUUUGCGAAAGAAGAAUCUUUGUGGAAGGAGUAUGAAAAAUGAAAGACAAUUUUGUUUUCAGGAAGAUCUUUUUAUUUUAGUUGUAACAAAAAUUCUUGGUGACAGAGAAAAUAAGAUUAUCAGAUGGUUAAUAUGUUGAUUAUAGCUGAAACCAGUUUUCAUAAAGAUCAUUAGCCUCUUUUUCUUUCAGAAUUAUAGGUUAAGUUAUAAAGAAUCUCUUUUGCAUUGAUAAUGCCUAAACAAUUAUGGUUUGGAGUUGUGGCUUUUAAAUUUACUCAAUUGGUAUGACACAGUCAAGUAUUUUCCUAUAAAUACAUAUCCUUUUGAUCAGGAAAAAAAUAUUAGAUAGCUUUGCAGUUGGCAUUUUCUGGAUUUUUGACUGUUUUCCAGCAAAUUAACUAUAAUACUAUUUCCCACUCUAGUUGCAUAUUAGUGGGGAUUGAUUUUUUUUUUUUUUUUUUUAAAGAUACUGCAUAAUAGUUAGCACUUGCCUAAUCCCUUGCUGUUAACCUGGUAGUAUGAAGAGAUUAACAGACACCGAAUGCUAGGAGAUUGUAGAUAUUUUUUUAUGGGAUCUGGUCUCUUUCCAGGUUCAUAAUAUUGUCCUGCUACUAAGUGGGACCUUCUUGUGACAGUUCAUGUUAACAUUGAGAAAGCUCCACAGAGAUAGGCUGGCACCAUCCAGACAGCUCUUGGUUCUGCACCUACCUUGCUAAUUGUUUCCUUGGGAUUAUUUGGACGGUGUAGAAUGCUUUUGGCAAAUCCCUUUUAUUAUUGAAGUCAUUGUUGCCAGCAGGAAUAAGAUUAAAGGUGCUUAAGUCUGUAGAGUUGUUUCUAAUUUGUACGUGUCAUUUCAGCAGCAUUUUAACAGAAUUCUGUCUUUUCUCCCUCCUUUUCCCCUUGGUACUGUGCUGAGGUAGGUCUGAAAAGCCAAGCCAUUGGAAGAAAUCUCAUUUUGUUCUCCUAAUUAUUAUGCUGGCACUCUGGAGAUAAUUUUUCCCUUCAUGCACUGCCAAUUAAUAUGCAAAUGAGCUGAUAAAUAUUUAUGUAGUGAUUUAAAUUAUGCAGGGAGUGCUUUCAGUGUACUCUGCAAAUGAAUUGUUCCUGGACUUCAAAGUGCUGGCUGCUGUGCUAACGAGAGGAGAUUUGCAUAAGGCCCUAAUCAUGCGCAUACUGAUUAAGCUUCAUUAUGGAAACUGCCAGCUGCAAUCUUUGUUUCUAUUUUAUUACAAAAAGGGGAACUUUUCAUGCUUCAGUUGCCUUGACAAUGUCAGUCCUAGCUGGUAGUAGAGCCUAAAACUCCCCAGAGCAACUGAAGUUUCCUUAUUCAGUUGAAGAUUGCUAUGGUGUAACUGAAGUUGUAUUUUGCUUCUCCCUGUCCCCUUUCCAACCCUCACCCCCAUCCCUUUCUCAUUCUGUUUUAGAGCUAUAGUAUAGAUUUGUGAGAAACCAUCUCUUUCCCCAACUCCUUGCUUUUUCUUCCUUCCUUUGGACUUUCUAACCUAUAGAGGAUUUUUGAGCAAUGCUGGACUGCAGUGACUAUGUUCUAGACUCAAGAAUGAACAAUCCGUCAGAAACAAGUAAAUCAUCAAUGGAAAGUGGGGAUGCCAAUACAGGUACACAGACAAAUGGCCUAGACUUUCAGAAGCAGCCUGUUCCUGUUGGAGGAGCAAUCUCUUCAGCUCAGGCUCAGGCCUUCUUUGGACACCUACAUCAGGUCCAACUCGCUGGAACAAGUUUACAGGCUGCUGCUCAGUCCUUAAAUGUACAGUCUAAAUCUAAUGAAGAAUCUGGGGAUUCCCAGCAGCCAAGCCAGCCUUCCCAGCAGCCUUCAGUGCAGGCACCCAUCCCCCAAACUCAGCUCAUGCUGGCUGGAGGACAGAUAACAGGGCUUGCCCUGACCCCAGCCCAGCAGCAGUUACUGCUACAGCAGGCACAGGCCCAGCUGCUGGCAGCUGCAGUUCAGCAUUCGGCCAGUCAGCAGCACAGUGCCGCGGGUGCCACCAUCUCGGCCUCCGCUGCAACGCCAAUGACGCAGAUCCCUCUGUCGCAGCCCAUACAGAUUGCACAGGAUUUGCAACAGCUGCAACAGCUACAACAGCAGAAUCUCAACCUGCAACAAUUUGUGUUGGUGCAUCCAACUACCAACUUGCAACCAGCACAGUUUAUCAUCUCGCAGACGCCACAGGGGCAGCAGGGCCUCUUACAAGCGCAGAAUCUUUUAACACAACUACCUCAGCAAAGCCAAGCCAACCUCCUGCAGUCUCAGCCAAGCAUCACCCUCACCUCACAGCCAGCAACCCCAACACGCACAAUAGCAGCAACCCCAAUUCAGACACUCCCGCAGAGCCAGUCAACACCAAAGCGAAUUGAUACACCCAGCUUGGAGGAGCCCAGUGACCUUGAGGAGCUUGAGCAGUUUGCCAAGACUUUCAAACAAAGACGGAUCAAACUUGGAUUCACUCAGGGUGAUGUUGGGCUCGCUAUGGGCAAACUCUAUGGAAAUGACUUCAGCCAAACUACCAUCUCUCGCUUUGAAGCCUUGAACCUCAGCUUUAAGAACAUGUGCAAAUUAAAGCCACUUCUAGAGAAGUGGCUAAAUGACGCAGAGAACCUCUCAUCUGAUUCAGCACUCUCUAACCCAAGUGCCCUGAAUUCUCCAGGGCAGGGGAUUGAGGGUUUGAACCGCAGGAGGAAGAAACGCACCAGCAUAGAGACCAACAUUCGUGUGGCCUUAGAGAAGAGUUUCCUGGAGAAUCAAAAGCCUACCUCGGAAGAAAUCACCAUGAUUGCUGAUCAACUAAAAAUGGAAAAGGAGGUGAUCCGUGUUUGGUUUUGUAAUCGCCGCCAGAAGGAGAAAAGGAUUAAUCCACCUAGUAGUGGUGGGACCAGCAGCUCACCUAUAAAAGCAAUUUUUCCCAGUCCAACCUCAUUGGUGGCAACCACGCCGAGCCUUGUGACAAGCAGUGCGGCCACUACCCUGACCGUCAAUCCGGUCCUCCCUCUAACCAGCGCGGCGGUAACCAACCUCUCUGUGACAGGCACUACAGAAACCACCUCCAACAACACCGCAACAGUGAUUUCGACAGCACCUCCAGCUUCCUCAGCAGUGACACCCCCCUCUCUGAGCCCCUCCCCUUCUGCCUCCGCCUCUGAGGCAUCCAGUGCCAGUGAGACCAGCACAACACAGACCACCUCCGCCCCUUUGUCCUCCCCUCUUGGGACCAGCCAAGUGAUGGUGACAGCAUCCGGGCUGCAGACCGCAGCUGCUGCCCUCCAAGGAGCUGCUCAGCUGCCUGCAAAUGCCAGUCUUGCUGCAAUGGCUGCUGCAGCAGGUUUAAGUCCAGGGCUGAUGGCACCCUCACAGUUUGCAGCUGGAGGUGCCUUACUCAGUCUCAACCCAGGGACAUUGGGCAGUGCUCUCAGCCCGGCUCUGAUGAGCAACAGUACACUCGCAACCAUUCAAGCUCUUGCAUCUGGUGGAUCUCUUCCAAUAACAUCACUGGACGCAACUGGGAACCUGGUAUUUGCCAAUGCAGGAGGAACUCCAAACAUCGUGACCGCCCCGCUGUUCCUGAAUCCUCAGAACCUCUCUCUGCUCACCAGCAACCCAGUCAGCCUGGUCUCGGCGGCCGCAGCCUCCGCAGGAACCUCCGCACCAGUUGCCAGCCUUCACGCCACAUCCACCUCAGCUGAGUCCAUCCAAAACUCUCUCUUCACUGUGGCCUCUGCUGGUGGGCCUGCUUCCACCACCACUACCGCCUCGAAGGCGCAGUGAGCGGGGCCGAACGGGGCGCCACCAGCCUUCGUCACUGGGCAGGGUGGUUGGCCGCUGGCUGGGUUUGAAACUAAAAAUAGGAUUGGCUUCCUCUCACCAUGUGGCUGGGGACAAGGGAGAGAAGGAAAACAAAAACAGGAAGGAUGGAAAGAUGGGACAGACUUUUGCCUAAUUUUGUAAUAAACACUGUCUUUUCAGGAUUGCUUCAUGGAUUGGAGAACUUUCUAACCAAAAAUGUAAAAAAAAAAAAAAAAACCA